Messenger RNA from Tetrahymena thermophila SB210, 6015 nucleotides. Its product is annotated as nucleoporin, putative. The transcript has 12 exons. Lineage: Eukaryota; Ciliophora; Oligohymenophorea; Hymenostomatida; Tetrahymenidae. The record is from RefSeq and is a predicted model, not a curated record.
AUGAAAGUUAGACUGUCUAAUAGAACGAAUCAUAAGGCUAGAUAAAAAAAUUAGCAAAGCAAAACACAAUAAAAAAUCUAACAAUUAAAAAUAAAUAUAUAUAAAUUAAUUAAUACCUUUUAACUCUUGAGAGAAAACUAUAAAGAAUAUUUAGAAAAGUAUUAUACUAACAUAAUAAUUAAUAUAUCAAAAAGUAAAUUAAAUAAUAAGAAGAAGAAGAACUUUUUUGCAAUGAAUCGAAUCGCUUUUGCUUUAUUAGCGAUUAGUUGUAUAUUAAUUGGUGGAGUCACUGCUAUCAAAACAGUAGACAACCAAAAGAAAGUUAACAAGCUCAACUUGCUUUUACCCGAGUUAUAUGAAGAUUUAGAAAUUAGAGCACCUUAAUUCCUUUUGGAAGCCAGCAAUGGUUGUUAUACAUGGUCCUCUUCUAGACCAGACUUCCUUCAAAUAAAUGGAAUUAGUGAUGAAGUUAAUCCUGUUUGUGAAUCUACAGCAUUAGUUAAGCUCAAUAACAUCCGUCCUUACGACAAUAUCAUUUGGAUUUCUGUUACUGAUAAGGAUACAGGAGAUGUCAUGAGAGUAGAAUCUAAAAUAGCUAAAGUCUAAAAGAUUGAAAUUCUAACAAAGCUCAGAACUAUCGAUGUUGGUGAUUUAUCUGUCCUCGAAAUCAUUGGUUAUGAUAAGGAAGGUAACUCCUUUUCCUCUUUAGAAGGUUUGCGCUUUGAGUGGAGCAUCUAAUAAGAAGAAAACAUCUUUGAGUUUAUCACCUUCAAGGAAUCUAAGAUCAACACUAGUCCUUUGAGAAAGAAAUUAGAAGGCUACCAUUUUUAGACUGAUAUUAUUGUCAUCAAGGCUUUACAGACAGGUAAGGCUGAUGUUACUGUCAAGAUUAAAGAAUUAGGAUAGACUUUGGUUUCACUUCCAGUCACUUUGUAUGCUAUUGAUAAGUUUGACAUCUAUCCUGGUAAUGAUUUGUAUCUCCUUCCUCAAACAAUCCUCUAGUAUGAAUUAUACUUCACUAAGAAAGCCACAGAUAACAAAAUUAAACUCCCAAGCAACGACUAUAACUGGAAGAUUUUAGAUGAAAAAAUUGGUUAAAUUCACUAAAAUGGCUAGCUCUUAACUUUUGAAGAAAAGAGAGAUGUACCUACUAAGGUUAUAGUUAGACCCUCUAAGCAAGUAGAUUAUCAAGUAACUUCUACUGUUACUGUUGUUUAUCCUCAUUCUCUUGAAAUUUUCAGUCGCGAAUACACUGCUGAUUCUUGGGAAUCAGCAAGAAGAGGAUACUAUCAAGAAAUAUUUGAAAAGUCCACCCACUUCGUAAGAAACCGUGAAUACUAUCUUAGAGUUGUUUUAUAUGAUAUCAACAAAAAUGAAAUUAAAAUUACACCUAAUGUCAGAAUAGAUGUUAUUAUUGAUAAGACCAAGUUUGAUGUGAUCGAACAAAGAAACCACGAAUUAAGAGUGAGACCCAAAGUUUUAACCAACAGCACAGUUGUUGCUGCUUAACUUAUUGAAGUUAAAGGUAAAACUCAAAACUCUGAAACUAUUUGGAAACCAGAAAAGGAAAUAAAAAAUAGAGUAAACAUCUCAAUAGUAAUGCCCCUUAAGCUCUUCAAGCCUGGAAAUUUCAUCCACUUGCCCCUCCAUUCAGAGUAAAUUUUCAAAUUAAAGGUCGUUGGUGGUUCUGGAUAAUAUGAAUGGGAUACAUCAAAUACAACUAUUGCUGUUACUUCUUACAAUCGUGUUCACCCUAAAUCAAUAGGUUCUGCUAAGUUACAUGUUAGUGAUAAGAUGAAUGAAAAGAACUUUGAUGAAAUCGAAGUCAUUGUUAGCAAUGUGUUGAGAGCUGCACCAUUAGAACAAAUGAAGGAAGUUCUUAUCAAUGGUUAUGAAUCUACUUUCGCUAUUGCUUAUCCUGAGUUAGGAAGCUAGAGAUUCUCAAAUUGUUCAGCACUAGCCUUUUCAGUAGAAGAAAAUUCUUUCUAUAGUAGCUCGGCAGAAAGAUUCCAAACUUAUGAAGAAAUUCUUAAAGAUUUAAAUAAGUUAAUGGCAGAUAAUUAAUUUAUUAAGUAAGAAUUGAAGAAAAAUGAAUUGAAAAGCUUUAAUGAGGAAUUCAAAGAGUAUAUCUAAAGUAGAUCAGUUACUUAAGAAGAAAUCGACAAUGUUCACUAUGAAUAUAAUAACUACGGUUACUGUAGUGCCUUUAGAAUUCUUGCUAAGGAAGCAGGAGAAUACCGUGCUCGUAUCUAUGCUGAAGGUUUACAACUCUAAGAAAAUGUUGAUUAGUACAUUUCAGUUAAGGUCUUGUUGCCUUUUAAAAAUAUCAUCAACCCUAAAUAUUUCAGCUUCUUUAAGAAAGACGAAGUUAUUAUUUCUAUGGGUUCUUCCUACAAUUGGCGUUUCAAGCAUGGUCCUUCUCAAUGGGAAUCAUGGCGUAAAAUUAAUGUUAACACUCAAGUAAAUCUUAAGUAAAAGGGAUGUGCAGGACAAGAAGGUCUCAUUUCUAAUAUCCCUAAGUAAACCACUCAAGGUAAUAUCACUCAAUCUUAUCAACUUACUUGUGGAUUAUGUAAGACUGAUAAAGAAAACUCUUACACCAUAUCCAUUUCAGCUUAAAAUGAAGCUGAUGCUAAGCUCCCUCGUCCUUUGGUCUUACACAACGAAUUGAUUGUUUGGUGUAACGUUCCCCAUGCUUUAUACAUUUACCCUUUGACAUCUCCUAACUAGCGUGACAGUGAUGACGAAUCUGUUCUUUUGUAACAUGCUAAAACCUCUAAGUUCAAUAAAUAUCAUUUGUAAACUGAAAUGAACCAUUUCUUCUUCACUUAAGUUUUCGAUUCUCGUAGUCUUCCUUUUGCAAACUACACUUCCUUGGCUAUUGGCUGGAAGAUCACUACUAGUGAAUGCGGUCCUCUAACAAACCUCCACUUUAGUGAAUACAAGGACCAGUUCAAGCUUAGUUUGAAUACUGAGUAGAUUCCUUAGAAAAAAGAUGAGUUCCGUAAAUAUGAAUUGAACACCUGUGUAAAUUUCGCUAAUUAACAAAACACUGAUGUUAUUAAAAUCUAAGCUACAAGUGCUACUUUGGAAGAUCCUUAGACUUCUCCUGUUAGUUUCUCAGUAAAUGACGAAAUUCUUAUCGCAGUCUCUAAGAAUGUAGAAUGUGAUCCAGUUGAAUCUCUUUUAUAUAAUCACAAAGAAAAUAAAUACGUAAUGAAUCUUAUGUAUGGUUCUGGAUAGUAUAUUAUUCACAAUAAUGCAACAGAUGUUGUCUAACAUAAAUAUCAUGAUUCAUAAAGUAAGUUAGCCUUUGUUACCUUCAAGAACGGUGUUUCUUCUUUGAAAAUUGAAGAUUCUCUCUAAAUAGGUGCUAAGAGAAUCGAAUGUCGUGUUUAAGUCCGUGACCCUGCUCGUAUUGAUUUACGUUUAAUUCAAGACAUUAUCCCUGUAGGUGCAUACACCUAGGCUGUCGUUGAAGUUUAUGAUGAUUAAGGAAGAAAAUACACUAACUCCUAAGUCGCUCUUAUGGAUAUUUAUUUGGAAAGUGAUACUUCUGAUAAUGAAGGAAUUACCUUGGCUAUAAAGAGAGAUCCCCUCAACGGACAUAAAUUCUCUAUUGAUGGUAAGAAGAGAGGUAAUUACAGAUUAGUAGCUGUCUUAAAGAGUGGUAGCGCCAGUACUUACAAUGACCCACGUUAUGCUAACUUCUUUAUCAUAAAGAGUAACUCCCUUGAUCUUGAGGUCUUCCCUCCUCUUGAAGCUUAUCCUCCUAAAAUCAUUUUGCAUCCAAACUGUCAAACAUCUCUUUAACUCAUAGGUGGUCCUUCUGAUUCAACUCGUGUUCGUUACAGCUCAGAGACAUAAAACCACCAAGGUAGCCAAAAGUUGAUUGAUUUGAACUAACUUGACACUAAGCUCUAUGACAUCAGAGCAUUAGAAAAAGCUAAAGGCAAUUCUACUUUAGAAUUCUUUAUUCAUCUUCAACCAAAUAACACCUUGCUUAGCAAAAUCACUGUCCCUGUCACAGUGUAAAACAUUGAUGACGUUAAGAUUUUUGGUAUGAACGACCGUACUCUUCAUUAAUCUACAACUGUCAGACUUAUUGCUCAAAUGUUCAUUCAAGGUGAAUUGAUGACUGUUGGUAUCUGUCCAUUAUCAAUUAGCUGGUAGUCUAAGCUCGAAGGUGUUUUGAGAAUUUCCCAAAACAUCUCUCCUGAAAUUUUAUCUGCUGCAGAUAUUGAAUCCUCAAAUAAAAACUAAGUUAGCAUUGGUGAUUCUCAUUUAUAUGCCGUAAACGCCACUGCAGUUGAUGUUGGUGUUGCUGAAAUCGAGCUUACUGUUACUUUUAUUGGAUAAAAGUCUCAUGUUAGAACUGUAGCAAGAAUUGAUGUCAUCAAUCCUCUUUCUAUUCCUAUUCCUACUUAUGUUGCUUAUUCCGAUAUUAAGCCUUCUAUCUUGUUGAUUCCUCCCAAGAGUGGUUACUUUAUGCCAAUUUAAAACCCUCUUAAAUACACUUUUGUUACUGCUUGUGGCUCAAGUGAUCAAUACGAAACCGUUAGAGUUGAUUAGAAUGGUCAUAUUACCACUGGUGAUAAAAAGGGUGUCUCUACUCAUAUUAGAGCUGUUUCUAAUUCUCUUUAACAAGAAAUCAUGAGUGUUCACGUUUACACUACAAGUAUUUAUUCAUUAUUUGUAGAGAAUUCCCAUGAAGUCAUCAACAUGUAAGUUGAAGGUGAAACCACUCUUUAAGUUAGAAUGUAGGAUUUCCUUGGCAGAUCAUUCCCUACAAGACUUGACAAUGUUCAUUUAAGAGUUAAAGUUACAAACACAAAGGUACUUUCUGCUACAAUCAGCGAUGGUAGCUUAUUAAAUUUGAGAGCUAUUUCUUCUGGACACUCAAUAUGUAUUGUCUAUCUUGAAGCUAACCCUCAUAUCUAUGAUAUUUUCUUCAUUAAUGUUGGGUCUAUAGUAUCUCCUUCCUCACCAGUAUUUGUACACACUGGAGGUUCAGUUUAAUUCUCUGUACUACAAGCUAAGAGCAGUGGAGAUAGAUACAAUUCUAAGAGAUGGUCUAGCUCAAAUGAAAAUGUAUUAACUAUUGACAGCAAUAGAGGACUUGCUAAAGCUCACCAACCUGGAGAAGUUUUGGUAUAAUACAAUGACGUUGUUGUUUACAAAUCUAAGGUUAUUGUCCAAGAAGUAGGUGAAAUAGUUAGAGGAGAUAUCGGAAAAAAUAAUAGAUUAACAAAUGAACCCUCUCAUCCAGAUUACGCUACUAGAUAUGUUAUCCCCUUCUAAAUCUUCUUGAAGGAUAGAAGUGGUAGUAAAGAACUCUUGAAGAGAUUAGAAAAUUCUAUUGAUAAAAACCCUAUAAACAAUAACUUAUCUUGGUCUUGCAAGGCUGAACACUCUGAAUGGUUCCAAGUUUAAGGAGAAGUAAUUGACCUUCCAAAUGGUAACUAGCAAGCCUAGUGCAUUGUAAAAUUGGUAGAACCUAAUAACUAUUAGACUAUGAACAUGCCACCCUCUUUGAUCUUAAUUACCACAAUUUCUAGUAGAAAUUAAGAUGCUAAAUUCUCUUUCGUCUAAGAGCAUAAAUUUAAUGAUGUUAUUUGGAAGAUUCACCUUUCAAACAAUGAAAAAUAUAUUGAGUUGAAUAGAGCCAUGAACAAAUAGGAAAUAUAUAUCCAAACUACUUUCCCUCUUGAUAUUUCUUUCGGUGGAAACGAUAUCAAGCCUCACGUGAUCUCUAAAUUCUUUGAACAAAAGAGUGUAUAAAAGAUUGAAAUUUAAAUUAGUCCUGAAUUCAACCAAAAUAUUGACAAUAAAAUAUAUGUCAAGCACCCAUUAACUGGCUAGACUGAAGCCAUUAGAGUCAUUUAUGAUCCUGAAAGCUCAACACCUCCUACUCCUGGUGAUUCCUCUCCAUUAACUUGGACUGAUUACCUCAUUACAAUAAUCUUGAUUUGUGUAACAAUUAUUGUUGUCUAAAACCUCUCUAAAAACAAAUGA